Messenger RNA from Symbiodinium natans, 1473 nucleotides. NCBI's taxonomy places the organism in Eukaryota, Dinophyceae, Suessiales, Symbiodiniaceae. The record is from the annotation of a GenBank genome assembly.
AUGACAGACAUCAUGAUUGGGCAAGCCUUUGGCCGAAGCAAGGAGCUGCGAUCCUCAGUGCGCGAUCUGCAGCGGCAGAUGAAGCAGGCGGGUGCCACGAACUUGGCGCAGCGAGCUGGAGACUGCUAUCGACGCAUGCCAGGCCUGGUGUUGACACAAGACCAAUGCUUGGUGGAUGGCGGCAUUGGAGGACCACUUUGGAGGGCCUUGAGCGAUGCUUCGUUCAACGAGUGCUUCUUGAGUGGAUGGGACGAUGGGACGCUGCUAACUCCUUGGCACUUAGUUCAGGCUCCAGCUCUGUCCGCAGCCAUGGCUCUGCUCGAUGAAUCUGCGGAGCAUCGCAGUCGGGUGGGCCCAGAGCCGAGCCAUGGGGUUGAGGGAGCGCGCAAGAGCAAGUUUACAUUCUUUCCCUUCAAGAAGACCAGGUCGGGCUUGCUGCAGAAGUCGCCAUGCCCCAAGAAAAAUCUCGUCCUUGCGGGACUGUUGAAGUUGGCUCGUGGAGGUUGGGCUGCCCUCGGUCGCUGUAGUCGCCAGCGGCCUGGAGAGGGCUUGAUCACAGUGGUGACCUCUGGCCUUUGGGAGUAUCAGCAACGAGUGCUGUGGGCAAAGCAAACGUGGGCACAUGAUUGGCCCGAGAUUCUAUUUGUAGCAGGCGCCUCGGCUGGCAACAUUUCCUUGGGCGUGGAGGCCCUGCCGUGCGAUGAUGACGAGGAGAAGGGAGUCUGCUGCAAGACCAUCCUGGGGUUGAAGCUGGCUCUGCAGCGCUUUCCUCACGCUCAGUGGAUUGUGCGAGCAGUCGAUGACACGGUGGUCUUUCCAAAUCAGCUGGCAGCCGAAUUGCAGGUCUUCAAUGCCGAGCAGUUUGUCUAUGUGGGCGCUCCGUCGGUCACCCUCCUCUGCCAUAUGGCAAAGUAUGCCAAGCAGUGUGGGGAACUUCAUGCAGGCGGAGGAGGCGGCAUAGUUCUGAGCCGACCAUUGGCCGAGUUUCUCCUGAAUCUGGAGGACUUGUUCCUCAACGUUUGCAGGCACGAUGACGCAUUCCUGGGCCACUUGCUCCGUUACGUGCUCGAUGUCCACGUCAUGGCGCUUCCCGGGGUCCUGCAGGAGCCUCGAUUCGAACAAUUGCGCUGGUCCGGGCCGGGACUACCACCUCGAUGCACUUUGCCACUGCCCCCUCCAGUCUACUCUCCUAUGGAGGACUGGGGGCCCGUGCAGCCCUUUGCUCCCAUGGAUGCCACAAGGCUCAGCCUUGUCCACGCUGAUCUUGCAACCUGGCCGGUCUUGGCAGCUCUUCCGGAGCUGGUGGAUGCCGCAGCAAAGCUGGGUCUGCACCUCCUAGUCUACGCCGACUCACAGGGGCAUCGCAUAGUGUACCCGCAUUUUCGAGGAGCCACGACUUUUGCAGUGUGCUCCUAUGCGCACGAAGACAGGUUGAUGUCCUUCCAGGCUGCUGCGGCGACUCAUCAUUUCUGA